Messenger RNA from Perca fluviatilis (European perch), 1489 nucleotides. Its product is annotated as mitochondrial RNA pseudouridine synthase rpusd4-like. The record is from RefSeq and is a predicted model, not a curated record. Gene Ontology annotation, biological process: pseudouridine synthesis. The transcript is spliced from 6 exons. Lineage: Eukaryota; Metazoa; Chordata; Actinopteri; Perciformes; Percidae. The coding region runs from base 93 to 1253 and encodes 386 amino acids. Gene Ontology annotation, molecular function: pseudouridine synthase activity; RNA binding.
GUUGAAAGCCGGAAACAGCGAGCAUGUGUCCUCUGGAGUUGUUGUGUGUAUCUCCAAGCUAAUGUGAACUGCUUAGCUAGCUAUACUUCACAAUGAACAGCUAUAGGAGAAUAUCCUGUAGUGACUGGAAAUCCGGUUUGAACGUCGUCUUAUCUCGGGUCAAACCGUGGACCAACUGCUGCCGGUGUCCGGAGGCAGCGCCGCCCCUCAGCCGGAGCCAGGCCACUGCCGCUGAACAGGCUCCAGGCUCCGACACGGGGGAGAAGCCCCGGCUGAGGGCGGUCGACCUGGCGCGGCAGGUCCAGCAGGAGUGGAGGAAGCCACGGGCGGCAGAGCCUCCGCUAUCCGGCCAGCAGAAGAGGGUGAUGGAGCUGAAACGGUUCAGUCUUCAGCUACAACAUGUUCAUCCUAACGUGCUGGCCAAACACCUGCACAGAGCCGUGCUGUACCAGGACAAAGAUGUAGUUGUCAUCAACAAACCUUAUGGCGUUCCUGUCAGAGAUGACUGUGGGGCGACAUCGAUCUCCUCUGUACUUCAUGUUCUCUCCAAAAUGAUGGAUGGAAUGAAGAUCAAGUCUGAUUCUCAGCUGCUCCCCUGUCUGAGGCUGGAGAAGGAAAUAACAGGAGCCCUCCUGCUGGCCAGGAGUGAAGAAGUAGUCAAGCACAUACUCAGCCUUCACAGAAAUAACCAAGUGCAGAGAAAGUACUGGGUCAUCACAGUUGGUGUACCUGUUCCAUCCGAAGGAGUGAUUGACAUCCCCAUCAUAGAGAGAGAGGUCACAGGCUCUCGGCCACACUACAAGAUGGCUCUAAGUCCUCUUUUCAAAAUGAAUGAUGCAGGUGAUGGUGUGACCAAAGUCCGCGCCCAUAGGCAAGCCCACCCUGCAGUGACCAAGUACAGAGUCUUGGACAGCAGCAGUGGUUGCAGCCUCGUGGAGCUCCAGCCUUUUACUGAAGUGAAGCACCAGAUGAGGGUUCACAUGGCACUUGCUCUGACAUGCCCCAUUCUUGGUGACCACAAAUAUUCCCACUGGAGCAAACUGGCACCCCAGAAAUUACCCGACCACGUGCUGGGAAAGCUUGGAUUGGAACAGAGCAAGAUCCGGCAUGUUCCUCUACAUGUGCUCGCUCGACAGCUGACGCUGCCAGGUACCAAUGGAGCCGACGUCAACGUGUCCUGUCCCCUGCCUAAAUACUUCACACAAACGUUGAAUCGACUGCAUUUAACCCUUCCUGACAAGAAAGACAAAUAACCACCUCUUCGUUUUUUUUUUGUUAAAUUCUUAGCAAUCCAAGUGAUGUCUAAAUGUUUUGGGCAUCGGUUGUCAAGGAUUUCAGACUGCAACGUGGCUGAAAAGUGUAUCAUCCUAAAUGCAGAAUUAAAUCAAGCUGCGUUAUUGUGAGGUUAUGUGAAAUUAUCAAAUGGAAAAUGACUGUACAGUGCUAAACUCAUUUUUCUUUUUAGUAAUAAACAAAGAACUGUAUCAAC